UUUUUUGUUAUCCUUUGGUGCUUCACUUUCUUGUUAGCCUUUGAUGGUUCACUUCCUUGUUACGCUUCCAUAUUUUAUCCUUCAAUGCCUCACUUGGUUGCUACGCUUUCAUUUCUUUCUUCCAUGCUUGACUUUCCUGUUAUGCUUUCAUCUCUUUUUCGGUACUUCACUUUUGUUAUCCUUUUCUAUGUUUUCCUGGGCACAUCUCUUUCGUGUUAUGUUCUAUUACGCUUUCCUUCAUUGCUUCGCUUUCUUGUUAUUUUUUCAUUUGCUUUUUUCUCGACGCUUCACCUUUUUACUAUGCUAUCCUUUGUUUUUCUUCGCUGCUUCACUUCCUUGUUAUGCUUUCUUUUUUGCUGCUUCACUUCCUCAUUUGUUUUCCUUGGCUCUUCACUUUUUAAAUAUACUUUCAUGUACUUCUCUUCGACGCUUCACUUUCGAGUUAUCCUUCCUUUGUUUCCCUUCGAUGCUUCGCUUUCUUACGUUGUUUUCAUUUGUUUUCACCCUUUUCUUAUUAUGGCUUUCUUUUCUUAUUAUAACUUCCUUUGUUUCUCUUUGUGUGUGUGCUUGUAUGUGUGUGUUUUGUUUUCCUUGCUAUACUUUCGUUUGUUUCCCUUCUGUGCUUCUCUUUCUUAUUAUGCUUUCAUUGUGUGCUUCCAUUUCUUUUUUUUUUUUUUUUUUUUUUUUUUUCUUCAGUGCUUCCCUCCUUGCCAUAUCUUACAUUUGUUUCCCUUCUGCUUUUCUUUCUUAUCAUAUUUUCAUUUAUAGGUGCCGACAUUUCUUACAUAUCUUUUUGUUUGUUCUUUUCCCUCGCUUUACUUCUUUGCUAUGCUUCCGUUUGUUCUUUCUCGACUUUCCCUUCCCCUUUCUCUCUCUCUUUCUCUUUUUUUUUUCUUACUUGCUUUCACUUACUCUUCCUAUGUGCUUCUCUUCCUUAGUUUAUUUUCAUUCGUUCUUUCUCGGUGUUCCUUUCUCUUUCUUAUUUCUCUUUCCUUUGUUGGUUACUUGCCGCUUCCCUUCCUUACCUUACUU
Molecule: messenger RNA, 1032 nt
Organism: Lobosporangium transversale
Lineage: Eukaryota; Fungi; Mortierellomycota; Mortierellomycetes; Mortierellales; Mortierellaceae
Exons: 1
Source: RefSeq, a predicted model, not a curated record